Symbiodinium sp. CCMP2592 is the source of this 1470-nucleotide messenger RNA. The record is from the annotation of a GenBank genome assembly. Lineage: Eukaryota; Dinophyceae; Suessiales; Symbiodiniaceae.
AUGUUCUCGUGCCGGUGCUGCUGCGCACUGCUUGCAGCAGCAGUCGCAGUUUCUUUGGGUUUGUCCAUCACCUACCUGGUGGAUCCCUUCACCCCGGCGGUGCAACACCAUGAGGUGGAGAUUCGCACGUCUCGCGCCUAUGCCGUAGAACCACAGCGCGGCCCGGAGUCGGGGCUGCCCACUUUGCUGCUGUUGUGCGAAGGUGUCAAUGCUGCCAUGGUGACCCACACCCUGCUUGUGGCGGAUGCCGCCAAGCCGUACUUCGAGGUACAUGUGGCAUCGUUUGGGGGCGCUUACAUCAACCUGCUGCAGGAGUCAGGAUACCCGCAUCAUGCUCUCAUGCCGCAGUGGACAGAGGAGCAGACAGCUCUGCUGUAUGCCGCCGACCAGUUUGAGUCGCUCUCCUCGCCCUGGACUCGUGAGGUUCUCCAGCGGCAGAUCGACUCCUCGCUGGCCCUCUACAAGAAAGUUCGUCCUGCUGCAGUCGUCUCUUUCUUCGUACUGUCCGCGAGCCUCUCUGCCCGGGUUGCUCGAAUACCACUUUUCGUGGACAUGAGCAUGACCCGUGGGCUCGCCACGGAUGCCAAGGCUUUGGCCGCCUCCAUCCCGGAUGACAGCAUCAUCACCUACUUGGGUCUACGCCCUGCCUUGGCGGCUGCCGGGUCGUGGUUCAUGCAGCACAUGACCUUCCUGAUGCAGCCCUUCGUGGCGCUGGCAUCUGAGUGGAACAUUACGGGCCUGCACUUUACGAUGGACCUCAUGGAGGGCGACUUCACGUCAGUCUCCGACAUCCCAGCCUGGGCCGGUGUGCGGCCGGCAGAAAUCCCAGCUCGAGUGCGCUUCAUCGGACCUCUCUACGCCAAGCUGAAGAAGGAGGUGCCGCCUGAAGUCUUCGCACUGCGAGAGCAGGCAACUCGCGACGGGCAGCCCCUCCUUUGGUUCGCCAUGGGCUCCUCAGGCCAGCCGCCUCUGGUCCUGGCGAUUUUGAAGGAAUUGGUGCGCAAGCACCCGGGCUGGUACAUUGUGGCCCCUGUGCACACGCUCUUGAAGAAGGCGGGCGUGGACACCACCAAGGCAGAGGAUCUGGCCUCUGCUGGCCUCGCAUCCGAGCGCCUCUUCCUUCCCACAGAGCUCCUGCCGGCGCAAAAGGUUGAGCCACUUUGCGAUGUGGCCUUCACUCACGGAGGGCAGGGCACGGUGCAGACGAGCAUGUGCUCUGGCGUGCCCUUUCUGGGUGUCGGCAUGAUGCCGGAGCAGGACAUCAAUGUGCGCCUUGCCGUGGAUAAGGGCGUGGCAAAGCAGGCCCUGAAGUUCCAGACGCCAGCAGAGAUCGUGGAGCUCCUCCAAGAAGUCGCAAGCUCCGAGGCGAUGCGCGAGCGAGCCGCUGCUGUCAAGGAGGAGUGCCGGAAGUUCUCUGGCGAGCAUGCUUUCGUUGAGUUUAUUCGCGAGAAGGCCCUCAUGCCCGCUUGA